Molecule: messenger RNA, 3199 nt
Organism: Brachypodium distachyon (stiff brome)
Lineage: Eukaryota; Viridiplantae; Streptophyta; Magnoliopsida; Poales; Poaceae
Product: wall-associated receptor kinase-like 10
Exons: 4
Coding region: 133-2964 (943 amino acids)
Biological process (GO): protein phosphorylation; cell surface receptor signaling pathway
Cellular component (GO): plasma membrane
Molecular function (GO): calcium ion binding; ATP binding; polysaccharide binding
Source: RefSeq, a predicted model, not a curated record
GAUUUUAUAUAUAGUCAUUGUGAAUAUGAGCGGAGAGUUGUGCUAGCUGCUAGCAACUGAACCAAAAGCAAACCACGGGCAAAAUCUAACUAGCUGGCUAGCUGACGAAGUGGCCGGCCGGAGCAACACACCAUGAGCUCCAUCUCCUUCCUGCUCUUGUUCCUGGCAGCUGCUGCUGUUGCCCCGCGAGCAUCGGCCUCGGCCACCGCAGGAAGUGGUGGGAUCUUGCAUGUCCCUUCCGCUGCCGAGCUGGCCCGCUGCCCGUCCCGAUGCGGACAAGUCGACAUCGUGUAUCCCUUCGGGAUAGGGCCGGGCUGCUUCCGGCAAGGCUUCGAGCUCACCUGCAGCCACAACCACAAGCUCUUUCUGGGCAACACCAACAUUACUAGUACUACUGCUCUGAUCCAGGAUCUAGGCUACAACUACGCUCAGGUCUCCGUCGACCUCAGCUUCGACAUGAGACCAGGCGUGGACACCUAUAAUGUGUCAUGGGAGACCCCUGUCAAGGGCCUUACUCUCGACGAAUCAACCUUUCUGUACGUCGUUGGCUGUGGCGUGGACGCCUACUUGUUCGAUCAUGGCACCGACGACAUCAUCGGUUCCUGCAUCACCGUUUGCUCGGACGAUAAGGAGACCAUGGAGAAGAUCGGCAUGACGGAUAACAACGUCAUGAGCUGCAACGGGGUGGCCUGCUGCAUCAUCAGUUUGAAAGAGAGGCAGCGAGCCCUUGCGAUCAGAAUUGGCCGCCUCCGUGAUGGCAUCAGUAGCACCUUACCUAAACCAGAUGAGCUCCCCUCUGGAGUGAAGCUUUUCCUGUCAGGCGAAAACUUUGCAGAAGGGGUAUAUUUCGACUUGGCUGUGAUGGACCAACCAAGUUGUGAAAGCGCUCGACUGAAAUCAUCGACAUAUGCAUGCAGCAAUAAUAGCAACUGCCAAGAUGGAUUACCUUUACCUGGAGGAGGCUACUGGUGUUCUUGCCAAUACAUAGGGAAUCCAUACAUCUCUGACGGCUGCACUGGAGGUUACGACCCCAAUCCAAAACGAAGAAAAUGCAAGAGAUCAUGUGGGAACACAAGAAUUCCCUUCCCGUUCGGGAUUGAACAAGGUUGCUACGCUCUUGAAAAGUUUCGACUUAACUGUACUAGAAACGUUACAAUUCUUGAUCGAGGGGUACAAUAUCUAGUAGCCAAUAUCUCGGUGAACGAAGGCUACCUGAGCAUAAAGAUGAGGGGCCUGGACAGCUUUAUGAGGGGCCUGGACAGCUCGGGAUCAUACGACGACAAUACAGAGGUUGAACUACAUUUUGAUGCAGAAGAGGGAAUUACGGAAGAAACUGACCACCCUCUGGAAGACCUCUUGGAUCUCAUCGAAGAAGACAAUAUGAAGAUGUGGUGGGCGGUCACCAACAUCACAUGUCCUGUGGCGAUGAACAAAGAGCUCAGUGACACAUAUGCCUGCCGCAGUGCCAACAGCGGCUGUCUUAAUGUCACCCGUGUGAAUAGCGCGAUGCAGCUUGGCUACCGUUGCAAGUGCUCUGAAGGUUACGAAGGAAAUCCAUACACACCAGACGGAUGCACAGAUAUCAACGAGUGCUUACUACCAAAUAUUUGCAAUGGUACAUGCCAAAAUUACCCUGGUGGGCAUAGUUGCAAAGGUUGCACUCAUGGAGAAGAGUUCAAUCCAAUGAAAGGGAAAUGUGUGACGUCAGCUAAGAGACGCAAUCUUAUUCUCGGUAUUGCAAUUGGAAUUGGUUGUGGUCUUGUAGCAACAAUUCUUGCAUUGGGGGCAAUUGCAACCGUGAACAAGUGGAAAAGAGGUCUACAAAAGAGAGUUCGAAAGGCACACUUCAAGAAAAACCAAGGCCUACUCUUGGAACAACUAAUCUUAGACGAAAGUGUCACGGAUAAAACAAAGAUAUUCUCUUUGGAGGAAUUAGACAAGGCAACCGAUAAUUUUGAUGUCACUCGUGUUCUUGGUUGCGGAGGACACGGCACGGUUUACAAAGGUAUCCUAUCUGAUCAACGUGUAGUUGCCAUUGAAAGGUCCAAAAUGGUGGAGCAAGUUGAGAUAGACCAGUUCAUCAACGAGGUUGCCAUCCUAACCCAAAUCAUCCAUCGCAAUGUGGUGAAGCUUUUUGGUUGUUGUCUCGAGGUAGAGGUUCCUUUGUUGGUCUAUGAAUUCAUCUCGAAUGGCACUUUAUAUGAUCUUCUUCACAGCGAUCUAAGUGUCAAAUGCUUGCUUUCAUGGGAUGAUCGCAUACGAAUUGCAUCGGAAGCUGCGAGUGCUCUUGCUUAUCUACAUUCGGCUGCCGCAAUACCAAUUUUUCAUAGAGACGUCAAGUCUUCCAAUGUACUCCUAGACGGAAACUUCACUACAAAGGUCUCUGAUUUUGGCGCUUCGAGAUCUCUAUCACUUGAUGAGACUCGUGUGGUGACAAUUGUACAAGGCACAUUUGGUUACUUGGACCCGGAAUACUACCACACUGGUGAACUAACCGAAAAGAGUGAUGUUUAUAGUUUUGGGGUAAUACUUGUGGAGCUCCUUACAAGAAAGAAGCCAAUUUUUAUUAACAGCCAAGAUAAAAAACAAAGUUUGUCUCAUUACUUUUUGGAGGGACUUGAGCAAGGAGUUAUCAUGGAAAUAAUAGAUCCCCAAGUCGUUGAGGAAGCAAACCAACAAGAAAUCGAUGAGAUUGCCUCAGUGGCAGAAGCAUGCUUGAGAACCAAAGGAGGGAAGAGACCUACCAUGAAAGAAGUAGAAGUGAGGUUGCAAAUCCUUAGAACUACAAGGUUAAGAAGGAGCCAAAUUGUCCCCAGGAAGGGUGGGGAGAUUGAGCCUGUUCUGUGCCCAGAUGCCAGUAGCUCCCAUGAACAGACCAAUUUUGUCAAGAAUGUUGAUUUAACACUUCCAUGCAUAUCUGGAAGGUACAGUUUGGAGCAAGAUUUCGCGAGUUUGCCACGUUAACCAUAUAUGCAAGGCUACUUGCUAUAUAUAUACGACGCAUUUUAGUCUGCCAUAUUUUCUUUGGAGAAUUGUGUUAUGUUGUUCCAUUUAGAGGAGAGUAUGUAACAUCGCUUCUUAUAUGUUCCCGCAUAUCUGUAAAGCUUUUUUACAGUAUAUUUGCAGAAUAUUUUGUGUGUUUACUUCUAUCAUCUAUGGUUAUGCCCUUGUGAUAACCUAAUUGCAGUAUGGUAUUUUC